Cygnus atratus (black swan) is the source of this 2374-nucleotide messenger RNA. It is a transcript of the gene AMIGO3, whose product is annotated as adhesion molecule with Ig like domain 3. Gene Ontology annotation, biological process: brain development. The record is from RefSeq and is a predicted model, not a curated record. Gene Ontology annotation, molecular function: protein binding. The transcript has a single exon. Bases 1 to 1512 code for a protein of 503 amino acids. NCBI's taxonomy places the organism in Eukaryota, Metazoa, Chordata, Aves, Anseriformes, Anatidae.
AUGGCCCCGCGGGUGCCCGCGGAGCCGCUGUGGCUGCUGCUGCUCCUCCAGCUGUGCGCCCACGGCCGCUUCGGCCGUGCCUCGCUGCCGCCCCGCAGCUGCCCCGCCGCCUGCAUCUGCACCUCGGACCUGCUGAGCUGCAGCCGGCAGACGCUGCAACGCGUGCCCGGGGCGCUGCCGCCCACCGCCACCACGCUGGACCUGAGCCACAACGCCCUCACCCAGCUCCACGACCGCUGGCUGGCCGCCCUGCCGCACCUCGAGGCCCUCCACAUGAGCCACAACCAGAUCAGGGACCUCUCGCCGCGGGCUUUCCACAACGCCUCGUACCUGCGGCACCUGGACAUGUCGUCCAACCACCUGCACGCCGUCGAGACGCACUACUUCGAGGCGCUGGUGAGCUUGGAAGAGCUGCUGCUCUACAACAACCGCAUCGCGCGAGUGGAUGAAAACGCCUUCGUCAAGCUAAGCGGCCUGAGGAAAGUUUACCUGAGCUGGAACAACCUGACCACCUUCCCCUUCCGCUCUGUGCAGGGGCUGGGCAACUACAGCCUCCGCACGCUGGACCUGUCCUCCAACAGCCUGAGCAGCAUCCCCGUGGAGGAGCUGGCAUCUCUGCCCGAAAACAUCGGGAACGGCUUGUACCUGCACAACAACCCCGUGAGGUGCAGCUGCCCGCUCUACCUGAUGCUCCAGCGGUGGAAGCAGCGCGGCUUCAGCUCCGUGAAGGAUUUCUUCGAGGAGCACACCUGCAAGGUGUCCGACACCGUGCCCCGCUCGCUGAUUAAGUUCCUCAAGUACAGCCACAUGUUCGAGAACUGCUCGGCCGGCCCCGAGGACAUGCGCCCCGUGCCCUUCCCGGUGACCGUGGGCCAGGCCCUCCUGCUCACCUGCAACACCAGCCUGCCCGACGUGGUCACCACCUACAUGUGGAUCUCACCUCACCAUGAGCCCAUCAAACACCCAGGGAACAGCAACCGCUCCGUGGAGGUGUACCGCAACGGCAGCCUGAAGAUCGCAGCAGCCAGGCCCUGGCACUCGGGGGUCUACGUGUGCUUGGCCAUCAGCAGCCCCCACAAUUUCAGCAGGAUGUGUGAGGUCAACGUGACAGUCCACUACCCCAAGCCAGACGGGGAGACCUUCAGCACUGGCCUCACAACGCUGCUGGGGUGCAUAGUGAGCCUGCUGCUCGUGCUCAUUUACUUGUAUCUCACGCCCUGCCGCUGCCUGCCAUGCUGCAAGAAGCCGGCCCCUCUCAGCCCCCCGCAGGAGUGCAGUGCCCAGUCCUCCAUCCUCAGCACCACGCCGCCCGCCACGGACGGGACAAGCCGCAAGGCCAGCGCCAACAAGCACGUGGUCUUCCUCGAGCCCAUCCGGGAGGCGCAGAACGGCAAGGUCCGCCUGGCCCUCGGCAAGGAUUUCCCCGACCCCAAGCACCCCAAGGUCCUACAGCUCAAGUCGGACUCGGAGUCCAUCAGCUCCGUCUUUUCGGACACCCCCAUCGUGUCGUAGCAGGGCAGGGCUAGGAGGAGGCUGGUGCCUCCCCAAGAGCUGUUUUCCUCCGUCGCUGCUCAAAGCAGGAUCAUCGGGCACCCCAAGUUCUCAGCUUGACUGCGCCCUGCGAGGGUGACCGGCAUCACCCGUGACCGCUUCAGCCACGAGCCCCUCGUGCCCGCCAGCACCCAGCAGGAGCUCCUCGCGUAAGCCACCGGCAACGGCCUCUUUAGCACAAGGGUAACGCUAACGAACCCAGCACGCCCGAGAAACCCCCGCUUUGUCCUGGCAGCCAAACUCCCCGGCAGCGGCACAGGGGCUGGAUUUCUGCCACGGCCAUGGGAACGCGGGGCCCAGCCCAGUGCCAUUGCCCUGGGCACCCUCGGCACUGUCCCUGGGGGGCAGCGCCACUGUCCUCUCCCCACCCGCGCCAGUCCCCAUCUGCGUGCCAUGGUCUGGAGCAAGGGCAGCGUGUCCCUGGGGCAAGCCCCCCCUGACACCGCUGGGCCCGUGCACGCACCCAUCAGCCAGGGGGGUUGGGAUGCGUCCCCUUCCCUAAGGCAGCUGUGCAGGGAGGAGGGGGCUCAGCUCCCGGCGAGACAUGCAGCCGAGCGAACGGCGCAAGCUUUUGCUUCUUAACACUCACGAGAAGCUGUAAAUAGUGAAGACAGGCAUGCACAAAGUGACGUGAUGCAGCGCCCCGACCCGCAUUGCUCAGAGCUCCCCAUGCCACCAAGGACGAUGAGGUCUCAUGCACCACCCGCCCUGCUCUGUUUCUCCUUGAGACGGACAAAAGCGCUGCUCAAGCACAGCAAAUAGCAGUAAUCUAAUAAGCCCAUCGAUAAAUGUGAGUAAUCUCCUCUCUUGGGUCAUAAUUCUC